This is a messenger RNA of Corythoichthys intestinalis (scribbled pipefish), 1759 nucleotides long. It is a transcript of the gene ndufv3, whose product is annotated as NADH:ubiquinone oxidoreductase subunit V3. The transcript is spliced from 4 exons. The record is from RefSeq and is a predicted model, not a curated record. Lineage: Eukaryota; Metazoa; Chordata; Actinopteri; Syngnathiformes; Syngnathidae. Gene Ontology annotation, biological process: mitochondrial ATP synthesis coupled electron transport. Gene Ontology annotation, cellular component: mitochondrion. The coding region runs from base 6 to 1610 and encodes 534 amino acids.
CUUGUAUGUGGGAUAUCUAUGAUGAUGAAGGCAAAGAAGAAGAAGCAAGCGAAGAAGAAGGAGAAAAAAGAAGAAGAGACAAAAUGUCGACCUCAAUGUUAUUCUCAAGGCAACUAUGGAAGUUAAAGUGUUACCAGUUGGGAACCUGGGGCACCCUGAGGACUCGCAUUUCUGCUUUGUGCACCACUAACAGUGGAGAGGUUUCAAAGACUGCUGAAAAGCCAGCAAAUGAUCCAGAUGAGAGAGCAACCCUUCUAAAAUACAAGACAUCAGUGUCCUUCCCUAUGAGGGUUUCCAACCAUGGAUCUCUGGGUAUUGCAGCUGCAAUGUCCAAUACCCAUGCAGGCAAAGUAGUGGAUACAUUGCCUAUCAUUGCUAAUACAGAAAUAGAACAAACUAAGCAGAACCCUCCCUUAGGUCAAACCCCUCACUCAGGCACUACUUUGACUGUGACAGAUACACGUUCCACCACGGCAGAAGAAUCUUUCAUUUCAGCGACAGCCCCGGGCAAUACAGCCACAACCGAGACACCCGAUUGUGAAUCUGGUGACCAAAAAAGUCCUGAACAUCUUUCCGCAUUGGUCAGUGACUCUUCUGAUUCUGACUCAGAUUCUGAUUCUGACUCUGAGACAGACUCUCUAACAACUUCAGCCUCUGUGCAAGAAGUACCACAAUUCCCACAGAAUACACAAGUACAGGUUAAAGAGAAGGAAGAUGAAGCUAAUAAGGAGCUUAUACCAGAACAUGAAGCUAAUUCUGCCUCUGCUACCUUGCCAGAAGAGGCAGCACAUGAAAAAGCAUCUGAAAAUAUCAUGGAGGUAAAAAAUGUUGGCGCUGUUGCGGACCAGAUGGAAUCUAGUCCACAAUUCCAGGAUUUGUCGGAAGAGUUAUCAGAGAUCAAACAGACAGAGUUGCAAGCUCAUGCUAAUUCUGUAUCAGAAUUAAGUGAGAGUGGAACAUCUCCCACAGUCCCUGGUGGUAGUGAAAAUACUGCAUUUGAAGCUGUGAGUAAGGUUUCUAAUCCAGAACAAGACUCAACUGAUGCCAUUUUAGAAACCACAGUGCCCGUGUGUGCUGAAGUUAGUGCAGAUACUGCACCCCUGCUUGCAGAAGAUGAAUCUGUCGUUCAAGGAACUGACGAGGCCGUGUGUGCUGAAGUUAGUGCAAAUACUGAAACCCUGCUUGUAGAAGAUGAAUCUGUCAUUCAAGGGACUAACGAGGCCGUGUGUGCUGAAGUUGGUGCAAAUGCUGAACCCCUGCUUGUAGAAGCUGAAUCUGUCGUUCAAGGAACUGACGAGGCUGCUGCAUUGCCAGUGGAUGAUGCUGUCCCCUCUGGAGCAACUACUGAUGUUGCACCCAUGGUCUUGACCUCUUCGCAGAGUACUAGUGAGCUGCCGGACCCUUUGAGAGAAGAACUACAGACAGAUACUUCACUUGAGGAAAAUGCAGCACAAGCACCUGCUGAGCCGGAAGAGAUCAUUGACAACAGCACAUACCGAAAUUACCAACACCACAGCUACACCCCCUAUACCUUUGCAGACAUGGAUGUAGAGAUGGCAAAGUAUCGUCUCCCACAGCCCAGCUCGGGAAGAUCCUCACCUAGACACUAGUAGAGUUCAGCUGGUGUUAUCUUGAUCACGGUUUUACUCUUAAAAAACAUAUAUAAAAGCUCUAUAUAAAUAAAAGGUAUCAUUUAAACUUUUUUGUUGAUUUAUAUGUAAUUGUUUGAAAAGCUGUGAUUCAAUGUUAUUUUUCCAAA